Messenger RNA from Cephus cinctus (wheat stem sawfly), 1726 nucleotides. It is a transcript of the gene Gs2, whose product is annotated as glutamine synthetase 2 cytoplasmic. The transcript is spliced from 3 exons. NCBI's taxonomy places the organism in Eukaryota, Metazoa, Arthropoda, Insecta, Hymenoptera, Cephidae. Gene Ontology annotation, molecular function: glutamine synthetase activity. The record is from RefSeq and is a predicted model, not a curated record. Gene Ontology annotation, cellular component: cytoplasm. The coding region runs from base 318 to 1532 and encodes 404 amino acids.
CUUCGUCAGUGCGUUGCUCUCACGGCCGAGUUACUUCAGGAAACUAGAGUUACACAGCCGCACGAAUUGAAUUUAUAUUUUCACGUCUAAUUGUGUCUUUGUCAAAAUUGAGACGCAAAGAAAUUGUUGAAUAUCGCCAAAAACUCGAUAGCACGUGUAGCGUGUAAAGCGAGCGUGAUAUACAUAUCUAACUCUAUAUCUAUAUACCUAUACAGUAUCGAAGAGUGUAUUGUCUUUUAAUCGGGUGACGUUUCUGGCAAUCUGGCAUCGUUAAUUAAAGUAUACUCCUCUAAUUGGUACCGGAUCAAAUAGAUACAAUGAGCUUCAAAGUUCUGAUAAAGAUUUGCGAGACAGGCAUCUUCCAGCGCGUCUCUGGACAGAAGCCAGGAUGGAUUUCUGUGGCAAGGUGCUUCAGCACCACUAUGUCUCGUACCGUGCUCAAGGACUCGCCAAAUGCGGCCCUCGACAAGUCUCUCCUACAGCGUUAUAUAGAUCUUCCUCAGCCAGAUAACAAAGUGCAGGCGAAAUACAUCUGGAUUGAUGGAACAGGCGAGGGACUUCGAUGUAAAUCAAGGACUCUGGAUUUCAUUCCGAAGGAUCCGAAGGAAUUACCUAUGUGGACCUAUGAUGGCAGUUCAACGUAUCAAGCUGAAGGAGGCAACAGCGAUAUCUUCCUGUCUCCAGUAGCAAUCUACAACGACCCAUUCCGUCGUGGAAACAACAAGUUGGUUCUAUGCGAUACCUAUACCAGUGACAAGACUCCAACCAAAUCCAAUCGACGAUAUAAGGCCAAUGAAGCCAUGGAGGCUAUCAAGGAUGUGGAACCAUGGUUUGGCAUCGAACAGGAGUACACGUUCUUAGACUUCGAUGGCAGACCUCUCGGUUGGCCCAAAAACGGUUUCCCAGGUCCACAGGGCCCUUACUACUGUGGUGUAGGAGCUGACAAAGUUAUCGGCAGGGAAAUCGUUGAAGCUCAUUAUAGAGCUUGUCUUUAUGCUGGAAUCAACAUUGCUGGCACUAAUGCUGAGGUUAUGCCUUCGCAGUGGGAGUUCCAGGUUGGACCAUGUGUUGGAAUCAGUGGUGGCGAUGACCUCUGGGUUGCCAGGUUUCUCUUGCAUCGUAUAGCUGAAGAAUAUGGUGUGAUCGUUACUCUUGAUCCAAAACCUGUUGAGGGAGCAUGGAAUGGUGCUGGAGCACAUACGAAUUUCUCAACCAAGGCAAUGCGUGGGGAGAAUGGCAUUGCGGAAAUUGAAAAAGCUAUUGAUAAGCUUAGUAAGAAACAUUUGAGACAUAUCCAGGCCUAUGAUCCUCGUGGAGGAAAAGAUAACGAGCGUCGCCUCACUGGACAUUGCGAGACCAGCAGUAUACAUGACUUCAGCGCUGGUGUUGCUAAUAGGAAUGUCAGUAUUCGUAUUCCUCGCGGUGUGGCCGAAGACAAAAAGGGAUACCUCGAAGAUAGAAGACCUAGCAGUAAUUGUGAUCCCUAUGCAGUUUGUGAAGCUUUGGUGCGCACUUGCGUUCUAAAUGAGUAAAUUGUUCCUUUCUUCAAAUACUGCAUUAUUUUAAAUACUCCAAACAUCGCAGUAUUUUAAGAAAGAUGUUAUUUAUAAGGAUGAGUUAAGUAUUUACUCAUUAAGGAAUUCUAUAAGCGCACUAUUAUCCCCUACAUGAAAGUGCUCGUUUGUUACGUUAUUAAAUAAAUCGUUCUAAGGAUAUUUAAUAGAAA